AGAAGGCAAGAGGAGCCCCAGUCUUGGAGAAAACACUUGGCUACAACAUACAGUACUCUGCAGAGAACAGCACUAACCUCACAGAGAUAAACAACAUCACUACCCAGCAGUAUGAACUGCUUCUGUAUGAACCAGACAUACUGUGUGUCCGUGACUUCUUUUAAUUCUCUUGGCAAGUCCCAAGAGGCCAUCCUGAGGAUCCCAGAUGUUCAUGAGGAGACCUUCCAGUGCAUCAAGGGCAUGCAGGCCCACAUAGCCGAGCCCCUGCUGGUGGUGGACUGGCAGAGCUCCAUUCCCGAGGUGGACACUUGGAUAGUGGAGUGGCUCCCAGAGACGGCCGAGUCGAAGUUGCCUGCCCUUUCCUGGGAAUCUGUGUCUCAGGUCACCAACUGGACCAUCGAGCAAGAUAAAUUAGAACCUUUCACAUGCUAUAAUAUAUCAGUGUAUCCAGUGUUGGGACACCGAGUCGGAGAGCCAUAUUCAAUCCAAGCUUAUGCCAAAGAAAAAGCUCCAUCAAAAGGUCCUGUGACCGGGGUGGAGAACAUCGGUCUGAAGACAGCCACGAUCACAUGGAAAGAGAUUCCCAAGGACAUUAGAAAUGGAUUUAUCAACAAUUACACUAUAUUUUACCAAGCUGAAGGUGGAAAAGAAUUCUCCAAGAUUGUUAACUCCCAUGCCCUUCAGUGUGACCUGGAGUCUCUGACACGAAGGACUUCUUAUUCUGUUUGGGUCAUGGCCAGCACCAGAGCUGGAGGUAUCAACGGGACGAGAAUAAACUUCAAGACACUGUCAAUCAGUGUCUUUGAAAUCGUCCUUCUAACAUCUCUGGUUGGAGGAGGCCUUCUUCUACUCAGCAUCAGAACGGUGACUUUGGGUCUCCGAAAGCCAAACCGAUUGACUCGUCUGUGUUGUCCCGACGUUCCUAAUCCUGCUGACAGUAGUUUAGCCACAUGGCUGGGAGAUGACUUCAAGAAGUCAAGUAUGAAGGAGACUGAAAACUCUGGAAACACAGAAGACAGGGCCCUAAAACCAUGUCCUGUCCCUGCUGACCUCAUUGACAAGCUAGUAGUAAACUUUGGGAAUUUCCUGGAAAUAGUUUCAACAGAGGAAGCUGGAAAGGGUCAGGAGAGCACUUUGGGAGGAGAGGCAAAUGAGUAUGUGACCUCCCCGUCUAGGCCUGACGGCCCCCCAGGGAAAAGUUUUAAGGAGCCCUCAGUUUUAACUGAGGCUGCUUCUGAAGACUCUCACAGCGAGCGUUCGGGAAUGGCAGAAGAGGCGUACUCAGAAUUUGAGAAGCAAUCUCCGUCUUCUUGUCAGAGUCCAGGACUAGAGCCACCCUGUGAAGAGCGAGCUCAGAAUCCAUAUCUGAAAAAUUCAGUGGCAACCCGGGAGUUUCUUGUGCAUAAAAACACUCCAGUGCACAUCGAGGGAGAAAUCUAA
Messenger RNA from Arvicanthis niloticus (Nile rat), 1440 nucleotides. RefSeq names its product interleukin 31 receptor A (gene Il31ra). Lineage: Eukaryota; Metazoa; Chordata; Mammalia; Rodentia; Muridae. The record is from RefSeq and is a predicted model, not a curated record. Gene Ontology annotation, molecular function: protein binding.